Messenger RNA from Penicillium robsamsonii, 1107 nucleotides. Its product is annotated as ribosome biogenesis TSR3 family protein. The transcript is spliced from 3 exons. NCBI's taxonomy places the organism in Eukaryota, Fungi, Ascomycota, Eurotiomycetes, Eurotiales, Aspergillaceae. The record is from RefSeq and is a predicted model, not a curated record. Gene Ontology annotation, molecular function: rRNA small subunit aminocarboxypropyltransferase activity. The coding region runs from base 1 to 1107 and encodes 368 amino acids. Gene Ontology annotation, biological process: maturation of SSU-rRNA.
AUGGUUCGUCACAAAAAAGACAACUUCACGCGAGGAGGCAAGAAAUUCAACAACCCCCGCCCCCGAGUGCCCCGCGGUGAUGAAGAAGUUGAGGGCGCGACCUCCUCGAGGCCUCCUUACAAGGCUGCCUGCUGGGAUAUGGGACACUGCGAUCCUAAGCGAUGCUCAGGAAAGCGAUUGAUGAAGCUCGGUCUGAUGCGGGAGCUUCACAUUGGCCAGCGGCACCCCGGCGUGAUCGUCUCUCCAAAUGCCAAGCGAAUCAUUUCUCCUGCAGACAAGGAUAUCAUGGAACAGCACGGUGCUGCAGUGGUGGAAUGCUCUUGGGUGCGAGUCAAGGAAGUGCCCUGGUCGCGGAUCGGCGGAAAAUGUGAACGACUUCUCCCUUACCUUAUCGCUGCCAACACGGUUAACUACGGCAAACCAUGGCGUCUGAACUGCGUCGAAGCACUCGCCGCUUGCUUCGCCAUCUGUCGUCGUUUGGAAUGGGCAGAGGAUCUACUCAGACAUUUCAGUUACGGGCCGUCUUUCUUGGAAAUCAACAAGGAACUCCUAGCGCGCUACGCCGCCUGCGAGACGGAAGAGGAUGUAAAGAGGACGGAAGAGGAAUGGUUAACGAAGAUCGAACGCGAAUACGAAGACAACCGCAUCGAUGGAGGUGAUGAUGUAUGGACUAAAGGCAACACCAAUCGUUUGCCCGCACGAACUUCCGACGACGAGGACGACGAAAGUGGAGACGAAGAUGACGAAGAUGAGGGCAGCGACGAAGAAGAUGAGGACAAGGAUCCAUUCGCGAUUUCUGAUGACUCCGAAGAUGAAGAGCAAAUGGCCGAAAUCCGCCGCAAGAUCCUCAAUUCGAAAUCGUUCAAGAAUCCGGAAGAAGAGGAAAAGCAGCAGCCGGAGAAGGUUUCUCGGCCGGAGCAGCUGUAUGUCGACUCGGAUGCUGAAUCCGGCUCAGAAGGAAGCGAGGACGAGGCAUUCGACAAUAUCAUCAAUGCGACGACGGUCACUGAUCGCACAGGAAUCAAAGCGAUUCAGCAGCGUAAAGCAAUGGAGACGCUGUCGGGAUCCUUCUCUCGGGCGGAGAUUUCUGCCCCGAAGAAGGCGUGA